GCCCCAACAAAGACGCCGACUCGCCGCACAGCAGAAACACAGAACCGCAGGUUCGCAGCCUGAACAAAGCGCCGCCUCUGCCUUCCCUUCCUCCGGCGCGCCAGCUGCCAUGGUGAAGCGGUGGCUCCCCCUCGAGGCCAACCCUGACGUCAUGAACCAGUUCAUGUGGGGACUGGGGGUCCCCGAGGACGUGGGGUUCUGCGACGUGUACGGCCUCGACGGCGAGAUGCUCGCCAUGGUGCCCCAGCCUGUGCUCGCCGUCAUCUUGCUCUACCCCCAGGACCGGAUCAAGGAAUCCCAGUCUUCGACUGCCUCACCGGUGGAGACCAAGCAGGAGCCGAGUAAGAAGGUAUAUUUCACAAGGCAGACGAUUGGAAACGCCUGUGGAACAGUUGGUAUUAUUCAUGCACUAGGGAAUGCUGCUUCCAAAAUCAAGCUAGGUGAGGGGUCAUGUUUUGAUAGAUUUUAUAAACAAACUGCUGAUAUGGAUCCAGUCCAGCGUGCUGCAUUUCUCGAGGAGGACCAAGAAAUGGAGGAUGCUCAUUCUGCUGCUGUUUCUGCUGGUGACACAGAGGCCAAGGAUGGAGUAAUUGAACAUUAUAUUUGUUUCUCUUGUGUCGAUGGAGACCUUUAUGAGCUUGACGGAGGUAACUCGCGGCCAAUAUCCCAUGGCCCCUCGUCCCCUGAUACCUUGUUGCAGGAUGCUGCAAAAGUCAUAAAAGGAAGACUUGCACUGUAUUCUGAGUCGAACAACUUCAAUGUCAUGGCUCUUUCAGGCAGGUGAUAAUGAAUACAUAUAGCUCGAGAUAUCAACCCGUAAAGGUUCUCGUUUGCUGCAGCCUCAGUUGAGACAUAGAAGCAGAAUUUAAAAUAUUCUUCUCCCGCCUUUGUUUUAAUAUUCAAACACGGGGAAAACGAAAUAAAACGGUGAGAGCAAGUUGUCUAUGCAGAACUCGUUGGUGCCCUCACUUUGUGUCCGUACAUAGAAGAUUCAGAUUCAGAGAACGGCA
Molecule: messenger RNA, 1010 nt
Organism: Panicum hallii
Lineage: Eukaryota; Viridiplantae; Streptophyta; Magnoliopsida; Poales; Poaceae
Product: ubiquitin carboxyl-terminal hydrolase 3-like
Exons: 9
Coding region: 110-784 (224 amino acids)
Biological process (GO): ubiquitin-dependent protein catabolic process; protein deubiquitination
Cellular component (GO): cytoplasm
Molecular function (GO): cysteine-type deubiquitinase activity
Source: RefSeq, a predicted model, not a curated record